Lottia gigantea (owl limpet) is the source of this 477-nucleotide messenger RNA. RefSeq lists its product as hypothetical. NCBI's taxonomy places the organism in Eukaryota, Metazoa, Mollusca, Gastropoda, Lottiidae. Bases 1 to 477 code for a protein of 158 amino acids. The transcript has a single exon. The record is from RefSeq and is a predicted model, not a curated record.
AUGGCUAUAGUGAGAGUUGCGUUGGUGAUGGCUAUAGUGAGAGUUGCGUUGGUGAUGGCUAUAGUGAGAGUUGCGUUGGUGAUGGCUAUAGUGAGAGUUGCGUUGGUGAUGCCUAUAGUGAGAGUUGCGUUGGUGAUGGCUAUAGUGAGAGUUGCGUUGGUGAUGGCUAUAGUGAGAGUUGCGUUGGUGAUGGCUAUAGUGAGAGUUGCGUUGGUGAUGGCUAUAGUGAGAGUUGCGUUGGUGAUGGCUAUAGUGAGAGUUGCGUUGGUGAUGGCUAUAGUGAGAGUUGCGUUGGUGAUGCCUAUAGUGAGAGUUGCGUUGGUGAUGGCUAUAGUGAGAGUUGCGUUGGUGAUGGCUAUAGUGAGAGUUGCAUUGGUGAUCGCUAUAGUGAGAGUUGCGUUGGUGAUGGCUAUAGUGAGAGUUGCGUUGGUAAUCGCUAUAGUGAGAGUUCCAAUUAAAGGGAAGCUACUCAUCUAA